CCAGAUCUACAACAUGUUUCUUUUAAUACAAACACAUACGAAAUAUACACAUUUUGAGUUACAGUGUAUAAACAAGUUCUUGCUCUUGAGUUUCAUUCUUUCUGAGUUUGGUAUGGCCAAUGAACUCUUUCUAACUCCACACUCUACAUUAACUCUAAUGGAAGGUGACCCAGCCACAAUGACGUGCUCAGUAAAACUUUUCCAAAGUAUGGUUGACCCGACAGACGUAGAGAGCCUUGAAAUAGCAAAAUUUGAGUAUGAGAGCCUGAUUGUGUUUUACAAUCGAAACGGCUAUUCAAAAAUAUAUUCGGGAAUAGAUCAAUCCUGGCAAGUAAACCUGACAGGUCACGUGGUUGGAGAUAAACAUGUCAACACUCCUAAUACGAUGACGAUUACCAUAUACAUCCCUGAACUUAAGUUGGUAGACUCAGGGAAAUAUUUCUGCUUACUUUAUCGUGUCAAGGGUAACCUUUAUAAAAGAUUUGGGAGUAAACUUAUUGUAGAAGGAAAACAAAUAGUGUUGACAUUUUUAUUGUGGGGUUUGUCAAGCUACAAUUAUGUCAAUGUCUACAUCUGUAAUGCAGGAGGAUACACAGCACGUGUAACUUUUGCUUGUGUUAAAAGAAAUAAAAAUAUAAAGAUGAUUAACAGACAUUCUUGUAUCGAUGAACAGCUCUCUGGAUUACAGCUCUCCAAAACUGACCACUGCUACCUUAACAGCACUCGUACGGUCACGUUAGCCGUGGAAUAUGUUAGCCCGUUAUUCUUGAAAGACUUCUCUAUGGCCAUGCCAAUCAGUAGAUGGGGAACAGAGUAUCAAACGAUCCUUCACAGUAAAGGAUACUGCGUCUUGUUUUCUGAGGACAAAACUUUGGUCAGUGAUUACAAGGGUCAACAGUUUUUUAUAUCCAGGCAAGUGAAGUUUCGUUUUUCCUAA
Molecule: messenger RNA, 937 nt
Organism: Biomphalaria glabrata
Lineage: Eukaryota; Metazoa; Mollusca; Gastropoda; Planorbidae
Exons: 7
Coding region: 14-937 (307 amino acids)
Source: RefSeq, a predicted model, not a curated record